AUGUCUGGGACUAUAGCUACUACCUGUGCUUUUGAAAUGGAAAAACUUUACAUCGGCUCUGGUAAGAAAACAAAGGAGAGACGAUCAGGUAGGAAUGUCGUGGUUCUGAUCUUAUUCUUUUCAUAGGCCUUGUUUGCGAGUGUGAGAAACGUUUUAUGACUAUCUUGUACAACGUACCAAAAAAACUUCUGGCCUCGAAUAGGAUUUGAUAGACAGAGUCAUAAGUAGUUAUAAUCACCUUAUGCGGAAUAGUAAAUAGAACAAGAAAAAAAUUAGUUCUAAUUCUUUACACUGGUUACACUUUUCACGGAACUUUAUCCGCAAACUAAAACUCAAAAUCGAUUUUGCAAGUAGCAAAGCACCGGGAUGAUUUUUCUCACCUUCACUCCAGACCAUCCACUGACCGCUUGCGCGCCUGUUCUUACCCUAAACAAAUAUACGGGUUGUUUUGCAGUCUACUGCAUUGUAGGCUCAAUAAACAAUACCACAGGAACGUACUGACCUAGGGACUCAAAAAUCAGAAUUGCAUAUUUUUCUAGCUCAAGUAUUUUAAGGCAUGGCUCUUCCUUUGAUCCUACACCCUAUAUUUGUUCUGAUAAAUGUGAUGAAAUUUUAAGUUCUGACUUCCUCCAACGAUAUCAUACGUAGAAGAAAUAAUUUCACGCCUUUAAUUUCCUUGCGGGUUUACUUUGAUCACGUAUCUGAUAGUGCCUUAAUCAAUGCGAAAUGUAAAUUAAAAUGUACCCAAGGAUGAUUUAUGUUGAUGUUAAUAUUAUACCCAUCAUUCGGUCAUCCUAGCGGCUCUUUUAAGAAAGAUCAUGAUCAGGUCACGCGUUCGAACAUAUUUGCAAAUUUUGUGCAAAUUAUGCUCUGUGUAAUGUUUUUAACAUGCUUGAGAGCAUGCGAUGCAGGCCCCGGUUGUUACUGCAAAGCGCGAAAACAGACGAAGUCGAGCCAGGGGCACCCAACGGCAAUUUUCGGGAAAAUAUCUGUUCGGAAGACGAUUUGAGAACUAGAAUUUUCGGAACAUUUGUUGUAAAAUUUCUUGCUUGCCUGCCUCUCCUAGGAUUUUCGAAGAUCUACAAAAUGGUAUAAUUACCCAUUUUAAACGGAUAUUUACUCUAAAAAAGGCCACCUAGAAUUUUCGGGAGCCUUUUCCUGGCUGAAAUUUUCGAAAAGGUGAGUUUUGAUCCCUAUAAUUUUCGGAUCACUAGACUUUCAGCUGGGAAAUCCGAACAGAUGAAAAGUUUUUAGGUGAUAAAAAUAUGCCUAUAUCUACCGUUUGAAUACUAAAAUACGUUCAACAAUGCUAUGUUUAGUGGUUUUGAACUAUAUCCUCGUUGGGUGCCCCUGUCGAGCGUGAAGCUCGAGAGACGAGCGCAGAGCGCGAGAUGACGGAAAGGUUCACGUUUACGGUAAACGGCAAACGUGAAUUUGUACCACGUGACCAACUUCCCUUAACUUGUGCUUUACUGCUCAUUACUUCUACCCCAAAAUUAGUAGCUUCACUUUAGUUUUGUCUAUAACAAUUGUUUUGGACUGUUUUUAGCUGUACCUUUUGUGUUUUGAGAAAUUCUCAACUUGAAUCUGCCAUUUGCCGUUUCCGUAAACGUCAGUCUAAAUCUCUCUCUUACUCUCGCCAAUAAAUGACGUAUGUUAUCUGUGCUACAAUUUUUCAAAAUAAGACUUAAACCGUGUUUUGGCAAUGUCGUCGCACUUUUUGGAAAGAGAUUCGGUAGAAAACAUCUGCACGUAUAUUAACGUCCAAAAAAACUGGAAGUUCUUUCAUUCCACGUCGGACUGUAUCCACACGAACGCCACCAUUCUCUCUUGGUUAAUUACAAUCUGUUAAUGGUUUAGACUUUUUAUACAUGUGACAGUGUUCUUUCUUUCUUAUUUAUUUUAUUUUAUUUUUUUCACAAUCGAAUGUAUACAAAUAUAGUCGUAAAUCAAACGUCGCUCGCAGAGAACCCUGGUAACGAGGUUGACGUCUCUCUUUUCCCAUUGUGACGUCAAAUUGUUAUGUCAUAUUUGUAAGGGUUCGCGCGCCUGGGUUUGCUAAGACUGCUACCAACGUUAAACAUCUUAAUAUUUCGCUGUGCUUUACUUCAUGAGAAGAGAAGAUAAACCAAUCGCAAUGAAGGUACUUGAAAAAGUGCAUUGCAAAGUAUUCCUUGUCGCCACUGCCGCUGAAAAGUAACCAGUCAUUGGAGAGAAGCUACAACCAAAUCCAGUGCGUCUGUUUUCGCAGGCUGCCUUGGACAUAGAUCUCAGCAAGGACACUUAGAAUGAGAAAACGCGGAGGAUAAGGUUUAUACUUCUAGGUUAAUUCUUUAUCUUUCUUCUUUAGUCAAGAUGCCUAUCAUAAUGGCAGGAGAAAACCAAGAAGUUCCUUUAUCCGACAUAUAUAUGGCCAAAAUGAGAAUAGAAAAGGAUUUUAAGGCUACACCUUGUACGGCAAGUAUUUUUACUUUUUACCAUUAUUCUUCCUUGUUUUUACUUAGCUUUGUACAGCCACGUCCUGUAAGGGCGUAUCAAUCGGAGUUUUCAAGAUCCUCCGGGUUACCAUAAAAUCCCCUCAUUAAUUAAGGUAAAAUAUCUGUAUAAGAACCUUCUCUGUAGUUACUUCGCCAUAAAAACUUUAACUGUCUGCUUUUCUUCCAACAGAAAGCCUCCUUUGGUUAUGAUUUUGGAAUUGAGGUUGCCCUAAAAGAGGAAAACCUCUCACCAACUGGCAGGUAUUUUUCUCGGUUCAAGUUCAGUUCAUGCUGUAACUAGUCUACACCAAGGCAUGGUCUCGCCGAUUAUCACAUCUUCUCUCUCUUUCUAUUCUCAGUUACUACGACAGGGCAGUGCUGAAUUCUCUUUUGGUUUUACCAGAGGUAGGAUGCCUAUAUCCUUUCUCAUACUAUAAAUUUACGAUUUUUUGAGUUCAUUCAGCCGGACAGGUAUAUUUUGCUUGUUGAAUUUUCCUUUCAUGGAUAGCGCAACACGAUUUAAAGAGAGUGGGCUUCAAUCCUCUUCUCCCCUUCCCUCCUCUCCCCUCUCCUCUAAAAAACGUUAACUUUGUUUGGUAGAAAGAAAAUUAAAAGCAAUUCUUGCAGAAAGCAAAGCUGCUUAAGCCCCCCACCCUCCCCCCACACUUCGGUCUCCCCCUCCCUGUGCAUAAUUUGUAAGUUAGACUGCGAGCAGUUCCGCCUUUUUUCUUCAGAUGUAGUAAUGCAAGAAACGAGGGCGCCUUUUAACUUUAUCACUCCCGUGGUCACUUUUGUGUCUCGCCCGUUUUGCUCGACGGACUAAGAAGAAAGAGAGAUUGCUUGCAGUCUACACAAAGUUGAAUGUUUUUACUAGUGAUUUGAAACUAUGAGGAAUUACUUUUCGUGACAAUAAACUGUAUAUCAAGAAUACCGAUUAUAAUGGGAGGUACGUUUUCUGCCGAUAGGAUCAACAACGACGUGGUAUUAUUACAGCUACAGAAUGCAGACCCUUUAUCCGAGCCCUAUUUCAUUAUGGACCAAAGCUCGGGGUACCUGUGACCAUUGUGGUUCCAAACGGAAGUAAAAUUCAAACUCAAAUGUGUAGUCAGCCAGGAAGAGUUAUUGUGAGCUGUGGCGCUGAUAUAAAUGAGGUGAAUAAAUGUUUUCACUUGCCAAUAAACUGAAAAGUUUAAUCAGCAAUCUUUUUCUCUGUCCUCGAUUCACAGAGGUCGCUAAGCAUUGAAGCGGUUUUAUUGUUUUGUUUUGACAGCUCCUCGCACGAAAGAGACUCAUCGGACUUUUACGACUGAUGUGUAGGCUUUGUUAGAUUAUGCUAGCAAAAGUACCAUAAUUAUGCUACGAGCAGUGCUCGUAUAUUUCUAAAAUUAUGCCAAUAAUUAUGCUAGUUUUUGUAAAUUAUGCUCAUUUUAGAUGAAAAUGCAGAACUUAUGCUUCUACUAUUUAAUUAAAAUUUGGUCAAAACAUCUCAAUAACUAUGCAAGAAACAAGUAAAUGGCAAACACAUUUACCCUACUUGCAUCUAGAAAAUUUAAGAGUGCAUAAUUCAUGGUCUGAUAACUUUAAAAACCCAAACAACUAACAACCAGCAUUCAAGCGGGUGCCAUCUAGCUCUUGGGUAACCGAGCUAGUUAUGCGCAUGCGUUGAGCCCUGCUGAAAGAGUCCUGGGUCACUUUCUGGUCAUGCCCUCCUUUGACUAACGACACAGUCAGGUGGUUUUGCCCGCUUGUUUCCAGGGGACUCGUGGAUUGGAAUAAAACGUGUUUUUCGAGUAAUUUUGUGAUCAGAUAUCUGAAUUGAAUCUGAAGCUUUCGUUUCAAUACCAAGUCAUAAAGUCGUAUAGCUGUGUUUUGUUUUCAUCCUGGCCCUGGUCCACAGGCCAGGCAGUUAUGUAAGGUGGUUAUGCCCGCCUUUGACUAACGACUCAGUCAGGUGGUUUUGCCCGCCUGUUACUGGGGGUCAUGGAUUGGACUAAAACAUGUUUUUUGAGCAAUUUUGUGAUCGGAUAUCUGAAUAAUAUUGUAUAGUGAAGCGUUUUCGUUUUUGAUACCAAGUUAUAAAAUCUUAUAGUGUGUUUUGUUUUCAUAAAACAUGGCCCUGGUCCUCUGAAUUGCCAGGCAGUUAUGUCUAAUAGUGUGGUUAUGCCCGCCUUUGACUAACGACUCAGUCAGGUGGUUUUGCCCGCCUACAUGGGACUCAGGUCCCUUGAAUGCGACUAUAAGCAGACAAAAAAAAUGAUUUUUUUAAACUUAAAUUUGUCUGUAACAAUGAUCUCGGGCUAAUCUGCGAUCGGGCGUAUUUUUUCCCUCUCUUCUGCCAAACAAAAGAGAAGAAGGACUUCCUGAUCGCAGGUUAAUAUCGGGCCAAAAAAAUUGUUGCAUGAUCAGUAAAUGACAAUUUUGUGCUGCAAAACUAGCCAAAAGUGCAAAUUAUGCUUGUGAUGGCGAAUUAUUUCAAAACUUAUGCUAGCAUGAUCUAUCAAAGCCUACUGACUUAUGCGAGGUGCUUUCCUACCCGAUACCGAAUCCAUGGAAUACACCAGCGGCAGUCACUACCAGAGAUUCUUAUGUCUCUAAUGGUUUUUUUAUCCUUUAUAUGAGAAUUUACUCUGAUAUUUCUCUAGCCUCCAUUUCUAUUUUUCGUUUAUCCUCUGUGACUCAGAUAUAUAGUGGUUGCGUAUAAAAGGAAUCUAUUGAAAAUGUAAACAUGUUCAGUGUAGCAUGAUUUUCUACUUUCAGUUAUGUAUGCCAUUACGGUUUCCAAAAUAGUGGCAGUUUUCAAACUGUAUUGGUGAACGCGUGGGGAUUUUUUAAUCUGAGAAUCAUCUUCUAUGGGCACCUCUCCUCAAUUUUUUUUUUCAUUCUCAGGCAAAAAAGAACGCCAAAGAACUUGCUAAAGGAGUAAAAUUGGAAUAUAUAGACAGGUAAUGAUAAGCUGAUAUCAUUGGAAAGCUGAUAUCAUAUUGGAAAGCUUGUUUGUAGGCUGCUUUCUGAGUACAAGACAUCCAGCAACUCUUCAUGAAAGAAAAGAUCUAACGGCACUUAGCUAGCCAGGCCAGGGUGGGAGGGGAACUCAAAAACGUUUUAAAUACAGGAAAACAGUCUCCCCCGAGGUGCAAGCCCUUACCCUUUGGUACCCGUUUCACAUACCUAGUGUAGAACUUUGCCUCUCUUUUAACUCCUUUAAGUGUAAUCUUUUUAAAAUAUGAAUAAAUCAGAAAACCAGAACGUUUUCUAGACUUUUUCAUCUGUUAGCCCUUUAGGUCUUUCUACAGACCAAAAUGACAGAUUUCCCUGCCCUCGUCUGUAUCCCUACACUUUCAUAUUCCUGAAUCCUGAAAAAGAUACCCCCCUCAGGCAGAGCCUCCAAGUAUAAGCCAUUAUAGGGAGUAACCCCGGGGCCUGGGGACGUUGAUAUCACGGGUUGUCAAUCUGACAUCACUGGUGUGCUUUGCACUGCGCAUGAGCCAAAUUCUUAAACUUGUUUCUUGCUACGCUUCUUUUGCAGAGACCACAGCUCCUCCAUGUUAGCAGGCUUAUGUACCAUGGGUUUUGAGAUUCUAGAACAAUGUAGAUCCAACGUUCAAGCUAUCCUUGUCCCUGGUAGUGAGAAAAACCUUCUGAAAGCGUUAAAAUGUUCUAUAAAAAGCAUAUCUCCCGAUGUGCAAAUCAUAGUAAGUCUGACCGAAUCUGCUGUUUAUUUGUUUGUUUUCCUUGGGAGAUUCACAGAUAAAUAUGACAGGCAUGCACGUCGUCUCCCUUUUGAGGUGUUAAUCGCAGUUUUGUUCUCAUUCAGGGUAUUCAGGACCGCGUUUUAAGAUUCAACGACGCGACGGUAACGAGAACGUCUAAAAAAAAAAUAGGUUUAGUAAGCACAGCAACAGCUUUGCACGUGCAGCACGCUUUUUUGUACAUUUCCUUGCCGUUUUGCACGAAUACGACGUGAAAAUGCCUAUUUUCGUGUUUAAUGAAGAACGUAAACAAGCAACGACAAAAAUUUAUUUCACUUUCUGAGCUUUGAAUAUGGUCCGUUGGAAUUCAAAUUCAGGAGGGCUCGCCUACAUUUGACAGAGCAAGUAAGUAGGAAUAAUCGCGAUAAAGACUGAAAGAACGCAAAUUCGCUUUUAAAGCAACGUUCUCGUUGCUGUCGCGUCGUUGGAUCUUAAAGUCUAAUAACCUGAAAACGGACCAUGCCUGAGCGCGGCAGAACACGUCGAAUGAAUCCAACAGAACAAAAUGAAUAAAAGCAAACAGAAAGACAGUUUAAUAUUUACAGAUAAGAGACUAGAAUUUCUGUUUGUCUAUUUCGGCUCCAGUUCCCUUCUCGUUUCUAAAGUGGCGAAUGACCAGCCUCGUUCCCAGUCGUCCUCGGCGAUUUCGGAUGUGACGUCACCUGUCAAGCUUGUCGGGAAAAUUUGCCAAGGAAAAUUCGCGCUCGGUUCCAAGUCUCCCCUGGUUACUCGGGUAGCGCAAACUGGCCUGAGUACGAGGCUGGUGAAUGAUAACAAGAGCGAACGCCGUCAUACUGUGUUGAAAUAUGUUUGUGGUCAAGUAAAACCUGAACCACGCCCAGAUUGGUCUCCUUUAAAAUGAAGGACUCGAAUUUAUAUGGGACCCCCUCCCCCCGUCCCCGGUUGUUAUAGUAAAAAAAAGUUCUUGCUCAACAUCAUCUCCCUCCUAUAUUGACACAUAUUUUAUGUUACCAGGGAGUCCACAUGCAGGACAAAGAGCGUACAGAGAGUACGGGUAAGAUAUGGUUCUUUUUAUUCAUAGUGACCAUAUUAAACCUUAAGCACAUAAACACCUCAAAUACCCAUAAAGGAGCUAAGCCACGAUAUUUAGCAAAAUUAAAACUGUAAAAACUUCCACCACGAAAACAUAAAAAUAAACGCUCAAGACAUUGAAAGAAGGAAUAAAUAACAAGGCGAAUUCAAAAGACGGUACAGAUGGACAAAUUUGAACAAGAUUAUAUAUUAAAACGGAUUGAAGUUGAAAACUUUAGUAACAGUUUUUCAAGGUUCACUUUCGUUGUUUUCUAAAGUUUAAGGCAUAUUUGUUGCAGAAGAAGCCGUAAUUUUGUCAUUUACAAGUAAAUUUCUUUGCUACCAUGAUGUUCCAUAGCGCAUAAAGUACACGGAUUGGCAAAAUGAACAAGACAGCCGUGACACAGUCCCUUUAACCACCCGUACGUUUUUCACUAUUUUCGCAAGACACUAGCAAAUUUCCAGGGGCACAUAACGACGAUUUCCUCUUAUAUGCAUUGAAAACACUUUUUAGGUAGGCUGCCCAAGUUUUGCGAAAGUAAAUUUUUUUGCUGAUUCCGCUCUUCACCGCAUUUUCGAAUCCGAAAAUUUUAGGUUUCCUUUUUCUACGAAAAAUAGCUUAACCUGGGUAGUGAAAUGCAAAAAAUAAAACUUCAGAAAACCGUAGGGAAUUUAUUAGAUAAAUUUUACAUGAAUGGGAACGGUCAUCUAGAAAUUUUUAGCCAUCCUCAAGUAAUGAGAAAAUUCCAGUCAAUAUUUGCUUCAACGGAUAUUUUACAGAAAUUAGUCGUUGGAUGCCCUCCAAUUUUUGUGGUUUUGCAAAUUUCGUUGUUGUGCUCUAUAUCCUGUACAUAUCUCACUAUUCCGUACAUUUGCUUCUAUUGUAAAAAACUUUAUUUAUGGCCUUAGAUUCCAAUUUCCUGAAUAUGAGAAACGAAUCAGAUGGCGUGCUCCAGGUUAGGUAAGUUGUAAAAGCAUUUAAUACAUAACAUCGCUUCUUCUUGUGUUAAAAACAAGGGUUGCUCGGCUUAUUUCUAUUCCAGCCUUGAGGGCAGUAACACAUGCUAUUUCCUUAGGGCUUUGUUUGAGUUUUCUGAAUUUCGGCUGGUCGACUCAAGGUGGAUAUUUCCACUGUGACGAAAUUUUUACGUGCGUACGCGCGUAAAUGAAAUGUAUGAAAGGUUGCGCGUAAACGUGAACGUCGCUUAAGUAUUCCUCUUGCUCUGCUAAAAAGGUCUAUUUAAGCUUUUCUCGUUUUCAUCUCUAGCAAUGAGGAUGUUUCAAAAGCCGUUAUACGAGUCGUGGAAGAGAAAGGUUUUCUCACACUGUUGAGUGAAGAAGGAGUGAUGGCAUUAGCCGCAUUACUGUCUUCACCUCUCACUCAGUUAGAAAGGUAUGUACAAACCCACAGUCACCGUGAUAAUUACUUGUAAUUUUAGCAUGUAUAUCCCAGGUGUCCAGAUUGCGGAGACGGCUGAAACUGGCUAACUAAUUUUUUUGUAACACGAUAGGUUCGUUACCAAAACAAAUCUCGCUAUCCGAGCGAGCGGAUGGAUGGAAGGCUAGGAAUUGCUUACCGGGUGACGUCACGCCCUAACUCACCAAGGACGAGUGUUCGUCUUUAAAUAUCUCCCUAACCCCACAACUCACUGCUUUUUCCUGUCCACUUUUCUUUGUACUGUUCCUAUUAUCUGAUUAACACUGAAGCCCCGUCCAGACGUAUCCGUUGUUGUUUGAAAAAGCUAAGGUAUUUUUUCUCUCAGUUUUGCGAAAAAAUUCGUGUCCACGCGCUGCUUUUUUGAAUCGUUUUUACCAGAGGGCCAAAUUGGAGGAAAAAAUCUCCGUUUUAAACCAAAACGGGUACCUGUAGACGAGGCCUGAAUAUCGUUACUCAGCCAAGGAGGAUGCAGAAUGCUGGUAAAACUGUUUGUUCAUGGGUGCCUCAAAGAUUUUUAAGAUCCUUGAAGCUGUUGUCCAAUUUCAGCCUUACAAGGGAUGCUGUAUGUGUGCUCAAAAUAAAUACGUGUGAAUUUUUUCAUCGAGAAGGUCUUUUUUAAUUUUCCAUAGGGUGGUGGUGGUGUGUUCAGAGUGCCUUGUACCCAGUCUACUUCAAAUAGAACAGGUCUUGAAGGCAGGCCUGGUUGCUUAA
Porites lobata is the source of this 9407-nucleotide messenger RNA. NCBI's taxonomy places the organism in Eukaryota, Metazoa, Cnidaria, Anthozoa, Scleractinia, Poritidae. The record is from the annotation of a GenBank genome assembly.